Messenger RNA from Bufo gargarizans (Asiatic toad), 7519 nucleotides. It is a transcript of the gene FNIP2, whose product is annotated as folliculin interacting protein 2. Gene Ontology annotation, molecular function: protein-folding chaperone binding; ATPase inhibitor activity. The record is from RefSeq and is a predicted model, not a curated record. Gene Ontology annotation, cellular component: cytoplasm. The transcript is spliced from 18 exons. NCBI's taxonomy places the organism in Eukaryota, Metazoa, Chordata, Amphibia, Anura, Bufonidae. The coding region runs from base 191 to 3592 and encodes 1133 amino acids.
UGUAUGGUCGGUCAGUGGGAAGCAGCGCGUCCUACCUGUCAGCAUGCUGUCAGCUGCGCAGCACCUGGAAAGGAGGGAGCUGAUCUCGGCAGCCUGGGAUCUCCAUAUGCUGGCAGCAGACUUGUGUCUGUAUUAAUGGGAUAAGCCUUGCUGGACUCCUUCCCUCUCUUAUUUUGUAAUUCAGUGGAGAAUGUGUGGGGGCACCCAGAGAACUGGCAGCUAUGCUGGGUGCUGCUCAAAAAGGCUGAGAAACAGGUGGAUUGCCACUUGCCUGCUUGCAGACAGAUCUAAAUCUUCUGGCAGCAGUGCGGCGACAGGAACGCGCAUGAGACCAGCGGCAAAUAACCUUCCCGACACUGGUUAUUGCACCCAGCCAAGUUGGCCUUGUACAGAGUUUGACUUGAACUGCAUUCGAUUGGUUGUUUACCAGGACUGUGAAAGAAGGGGCAGACAUGUCUUGUUUGACUCCAGAGCAGUCCGUGAAAUAAAGGAUGAACACGCACAGAGAUCCGGAGAAGAGGCUCCAGCCAGAUCAAAACCCUGUCAGACCAGCAGCAGUGGGACAUGUACCAUCUCCUCCCGAAAUGCAGCAUCAGGAUGUGCCCAGCCUGCCAGGGAGCAGCUGCCAAAGUACCAGUACACCAAGCCAGCCUCGGACGUGAACAUGCUGGGGGAGAUGAUGUUUGGUUCUGUGGCAAUGAGUUACAAAGGUUCCACCUUAAAGAUUCACCUAAUCCGGUGUCCUCCUCAGCUUAUGGUUAGUAAAGUCUUUUCGGCUACAGUCGGAGGUUUCAGCGGCAGCACCAGCACUUUACAGGAUAGCAUGGAGAACAUCAGUCAUGAGGGCACAGGAGCCAGGCUUGGUGUGAGCCACACUGGACAAGGGUUAUCCCAGAAUGGAUCCAAUUUAGGUAUUUUACAGAUGUGUGGCAGCAAACUGCUGCCUGCCAUGUUUGAAGCACGCCCCCUCCGGCUCAUCCGGAGUGCCUCUUUCUUUGCAGCCCACAGCACACCGGUGGAUAUGCCAAGCAGGGGGCAGAAUGAAGACAAGGAUAGCGGCAUUGCUCGAUCAGCAUCUUUGAGCAGCCUUCUGAUAACCCCUCUCCCUUCGCCAAGUACCUCAUUCUCAAGUAACUGUGCUAGCAGCUAUCAGCGCCGUUGGCUGAGGAGUCAAACUACCAGUUUAGAGAAUGGUGUUGUGCCACGAUGGACCACAGAAGAGACCUUUAGUAUGGCUGAUGAAAGCUAUACUUCCAACCCAGCAACGAUUGGUCGAAAGAAGAUUGCAAUUAGUGUCAUCUUCUCCUUGUCUGAAGAGGAGGAAGCGCAACGGAACUUCCAAGAUUUCUUUUUCUCACAUUUCCCUUUGUUUGAGUCUCACAUGAAUAAGCUGAAAUCUGCAAUCGAGAAGGCAAUGAUCUCCUGCAGGAAAAUUACAGAAUCGAGCCAACGGGUGCAGGUUUACCUCAGUCAGGUCAUGGAGGCUCUGGGCCAGUUUAGGGAAACCAUCUGGAGCUUGUACUGCGCUCCUCGCAUCGCUGAGCCAGUAUGGCUUACCAUGAUGUCCAGUACUGCCGAGAAGAGUCAGCUCUGCCAGCAUUUCCUGAAGGAGUUCACCGAUCUCAUUGAGCAGCUUAACAAGAACCAGUUCUUUGCAGCAUUAAUCACUGCUGUUCUGACUUACCAUCUGGCUUGGGUUCCAACAGUGAUGCCAAAUGACCAUCCUCCAAUAAGGUCUUUUUGUGAAAAGCACACUUCUCAGUCAGUCAGUCUGCUGGCCAAAUCUCACCCAUAUAACCCCCUGUGGGCUCAGCUUGGUGAUCUCUAUGGAGCUAUAGGGUCUCCUGUCAGAAUGACUCGAACUGUUGUUGUAGGAAAACGUAAAGACUUGGUCCAGCGCAUUUUGUAUGUCCUUACCUAUUUCAUCCGUUGCUCUGAACUUCAGGAGAACCAUCUGGUUCACAGCAGAGUCUUGAAGAAAGGGGAGCAGAUUGUACAGGGAAGUAAUGUGACAACUUCACUUGAGAAGGGGGAGGUAGAAGACUCUGAAUAUGUGGUCAUAACACUGAACAAUGAGUCUGCCCUGUUGUCUCCUUCUCUGCCCUCUAGCUUGGGUGUUAGAUCACCUCAAAAUGGACUUGAGCCUUCUGAAAUUACAGUGACUGCAGAAAAUAAAAGUGAUGGCUACUUUCAGUUGACCCAGAGAACUGUUGCACCUCCUACUAGCAAUGGAGCUAUUUUACAUAAUGAAAGUUCUUGUAAAGAAAGUGUAACAUUGGUGAAAGAAGCCAAAGUAGAGACUUUGGUUUCAGUCACGAGAACACCAGCUUACAAAGCUGAAGACAUGUUUACCUCGGAUUAUCUUACAUCCCAUGUUAAAGGCCACCACUCUGCUGGCAAAUAUGACAAAAAAGCUAGCUCUCCAGUGCAACUGUCCGAAUGGGCAAAGGAAGUACUUCGUUCAGACCUUAAAGAGGAUAAUUCUCCUCCUCCAGGGAAAGUAACCUUCAGAAUGGGAUGUUCCCCAUCUUCUGACUCUGACCUGGAGACCUCCAGGAAUGAAGUAGAUAACAACGUAAAGCCUGAACAGUCAAGUGAGUCCAAAAAUGACUUCCGUGCUGCUCACCGAAGGAGGAAAAUGCUUUCACGGAUCCCCUCUUGUGAAGGAGGUUCCAGUUUAUUUGACGAGUAUUUUGUGGAGGGCAACAAUAUUGAAACUAAUACAGCAGAAUCUCUUCCCUGUAAUUCUCUAUUAUCAGAAAAAUGUUUUGUGUCUAGUGCAGUAGCCUAUAAUCACAGGGAGAAAAGAACUUGUGAGAAUGACCUGACAGUCCACCCUCCUCAGAUGCCCUCUCGAAGUAUCCCCUGUGGGGAUCCACUCAAAACGAGUGGAGGCAGGCUGGAGGGAAACCUUCAAAGGAACAAGAGUUAUGACAGUGCCCUGGGCCACAGUGACGAGGAGCUGAACACAGAUCGCACCCAUUCAGAAGACUGGGACCACAACAAUGACUAUGCAGAAGUAGAGCUUCCAAUUCCUAGAUCUGAAGUCAUCAGCAGCCCAAGUGUUAAAAACUUUGGGCGGUCUCUGUUUGGUGGUUACUGCUCCACAUAUAUGCCUGAUAUGGUGCUUCAUGGGAUUGCAAGUACUGAGAAGCUGAAGCCAUGCUUGACGGCCAGCCUGGCUCACUCAACCCACCACCCUGUCCUGGAUGAGCCCCUUGCAGAAGCCGUGUGCAUAGUGGCAGACACGGAUAAAUGCAGUGUGCAGGUUGUCAGCAGCCAGAAGACCACCACGGACAGCAUGAAGCUUGGUACAGAAGUCUUGGUGUCCAGUCAAGUGUGCAGUUUGCUUCAAUCUGUUUUACAGCUUCACAAGCUGAGAACCCCCCCUGUGUUUUGUGUGAUGCAUCUAGAGGACAAACUACAAGAGUUGUACUUGAAAAGUAAAAUGCUUUCUGAGUACCUGAGGGGACACACCCGAGUCCAUGUGAAAGAGCUUGGAAUCGUGUUGGGGAUUGAAUCCAAUGACUUGCCUUUGUUGGCGGCCGUGGCAAGUACCCAUUCUCCUCAUGUUGCCCAAAUCCUUUUAUAAGCUGCAUCGUACAUUCGGUCAUUCCAUAAGCUACGGAGGAGAAACAACCAUUCUGGAAAAGGGGAGACCUGACGCCUCUGUUCUUCUGAACUGUAUCCCCUGCAUCCUAAUGGGGGCACUUUUUAAAGUUUACAUGACGUGAAGGCAUUCUGCCAUCCCCAGUGGCCUUUUUGUCGCUUCACAGUAAAGCAUUUUGGGAAAACUUUGAAAUACUUAAACUCUUCAUUGCUGAUGUCUGGACAGUCACUUUUUUUUUGGAAAUCUUUCCACCAAUGUCGUGUAGAACAGGAAGAUGUGGAGAAUUCGGCAUGUAAUUCUAUUGUAUGGCCUUUAUAGGAUAUGACCUGGUGCCUAUAUACACAGUGAAUAGUCUUACAAGCAUAACACCCCAAACAAUCCCCUCUGCUUAUUCUCCUGCAUUUCGCCACUAUCCCACAACUACAAGUCCCAGCAUGCUCUGCUGGAUAUAUUCCAAGGAAACGUUAUAACGUCCUGACGUGGAACUGGCUGACCAGUUAGAGGGUACAUUCCUGGUUGUUGUUCUUGAUAAAUGGUACCCAUGGCCCAUAUGGUCCCAUAAGCAACAAAUCCAUGUUGAGAUUUGAAUUCUAAACUGCACUGGAAAAUUUUUAUGUUUUGUUUACUGCACUUGGAGGGGAGGGUGUCGAGAAAUAAUAGUUAUUUAAGGGCAUCUCGAAGGGUCCUUUUACUUGAGCAGAUUUCUAAAAAUUCACCACCCUUUCAAAGGAAUAUUCUCAUCUUAUAAAGUUAUGGUGUAUGGCUAAGCUAUGCUAUUACUUUAUGAUCAGUGGGGGUCUGAUCUCUAUGGAUCCUGAGAAUGUAGCCCUGUGUCUGUUAGGUUUUCCUGGCAUGAUGACUCUCCUGGCCACUCGUCUGUGACGUGUACUGCAGCACAGCCCCAUUCUAGCUUGUUUUUGGUCUGGGCCCCACCAAUUUUGAGAAUAAAGGGGCCACAGUGCUGCAUCCCCUUUAGGAUUUCUCUGCGGAGACUACCGAGCUGUACAGAACUGCAGAUUGAAUGGGGCUGUGCUGCAAAUCUCUGUACAGCUGGGUGGUCUCCGCAGAGAAAUCCUAGAAGGGAAUGCAGCGCUGUGGCCCCUUUAUUCUCAAAAUUGGUGGGGCUCAGUCCCACCGAUCAUAGCUUGAUGGCAAAAUCCUAGCCAUUUGCCCUCACUUUACCCCAUUAACACAUGACUGGUGCUGAUAAUAGAAGCCAUUCAAGGGGAGGAACGUACAGAUUAGUGCUGAUGUGGAUUUAACUAAAGCCACGUUCAGCAGUGACCAAUCAGAAAUUUAUGCCAGGAAUUUAAAAAAUAAAAAAGCAUUAUGGCCUGUUGUAAAUGUCUUCCUUUAUAGGCCACGCUCCUCUGUGUAUGCUAUAAUUGUUUGCAUGGUACUAGUAGUCUCAAGGAACUUUCAAAUGAAACCUACAUACUUGACUCGCAUGCAAACCCUCUACUAUGGUUGUAUUUGAGGCUUGAGUUCCCUUCCAUGGACUUUUGUGGUAAAUAUUGGACUAGAUCUUAGAAGGACAAAGGAAAAGGUUUUUCUUCUCCUAUAUUGCCCUGCAGAUGAGCCCUUUGGGUAUGUCCAUCCUUCAGUCUGGAAAUGUGUCAUACAUGGUACAUAUGACACCAGUAGUGAUCACGCUUUUACACUGGAGAUACAGGUUUACAAUCUCUUCUCCUGUGUGCUGUAUGAAACGGCAUAUUGGAAGAGAAAGGAAGGAUGUAUGGAAGAGAAAUUUCUGGUUGAGUUGGGGGAAAGAAUCAGGAACAAGUCAUCACUGCCAAAGGGGAGGGACAGUAUGUGUGCUGAGUGCUAUAGUAGAACCUACUGUAUGUAGCUGGUUGCCCAACUGCCCAUGUGCGGUCUUGACCAUCUGAAAAGAAAAUGUGAGCCAUCAACCAAAUAUAAUUUCUUUUUGUUUAGUUAUUUUUUUUUUUUUUUUUUUUGGUAAAAAUAAAAUAAAAAAAUCCACAAUAUUUAUUCAUUUAAGGCCAGGUCCACAAAUUCCGUAUGUAUACAGUAAUAUGCUGAUCAACCAGCCUACAAAUCCACACCAGAUUCCACCCUGUGAUACUUGUUGAUUUUGUUGUAUUGCAAAGGAUAAUCUCCAUGGCAUUUCUGCAACAGAUAGGGCCUCCGUUGUGCAUUCAGGUGGUUAAGGCUGCUUUCACAUGUGCGGCACAGCUCUCUGGCAGGUUGUUUUGGCAGAAAAUGCCAGGAAUUGGCCAGAUAAAGUUGCGUGCAUAUUUGCCGGGGAGCUGCCGGAUCCCAUUCUAGUCAAAGGGGUCUGGCGGGCGGGCAGCACUACCCGGUAAUGCCGCAUCUGGAGGACUCCAGCAGGCUCUUCUCUACCGGAGUAGCCUUAGACCUUCAGCUGUACUGUAAUGUGAAGCUGAAUUUCACUGCAUAUUCCACUACAUAUAUACAAUGUGUGAUCAGAGAUGGUAGCCAGUCUACAUUGCACCCAGCACCUUUUUAUAAGCUCUACGUCUGGCAGUGCUCCCUUUGCAAUAUGCAAGUAAUCAGUGGAUUGUUAUUGAAUUAUGACUAGGUCAGAUAUUUUUCCCUCACCAGUGCAGCAUUAGAAAAAAAAUAAUCAGUUAUGUUUUUAGUUUUUUUUCUUCUUUCUUCAAAGUACAGAAGCUUGUACUUGAUGUAGCAUAUCAUUACUUCUAUCACUGACCACUGCUUUCAUACUGGAUCUGGCUUUUACUUUGAUGAACAAACCUGUUACCCAUGGGGAAUAGAUGUGCAGCACAGAAGACUCCUCGAGAAACCUUGAGUAUUUUCCCAGACGAAUACGAAGUCUUCUGUAGAAGAUUAUAGACCAAAUUAGAAAUGACACUAAUUAUCCAGACCGUACUCGCUGUCUUCUCUUCACGUUUCUACCUCAAUUGUUAGGACUGUGGCUCUUUUGUGUGAAGUCUUUUUUUCUGUCUAUUUAAAAUAGAAAAAUGCAUACUAUGGCGUGGCGAGCAAGUUUGUGUUUUUUUUUCUUGAAAUUUUUUUUUUGUUUUCUUGUGUUGUGCAAGUUGGGGGAGAAUACACUACCCACUUAGCUAUGUAUGCUAGAUUUAUUUUUUUAUGUUUACCCCCCAGAAUUUUUAUAGAAUUUUUUUUUCCUUGCUUUAAAUAAGAAAUAUUUUUAAUAGUUUUAUUGUCAGUAUUAAAGUAGAUUGUGCUUCUACCUUGUAUGUGUUGCUUACAUAUCAUUGCGCACAUGUGCUUUUUGACAUGGAAUUAAUGGAGACUAAGUGUAAAAACUGAAGAUCUGCGUACAAGUCUUAAUCUGCUGCCAGUGUUGAAGCUGAAUUUAUUUUUAUUUUAUUUUUUACCUAGAUGUCGUUUUACACUUUUUGUUGUUGUUGGUAGUGAAGAUUAACUCCAUAUUUUUUUUAAAAUAUUUUCAUUUUAAAGCUGUUGUAUAAAAUCAGGGUUUAUUGAAAGCAGUGAUUUUACCAGGCAGAGUGAGUUUUAUUUAGGACACUUUCACACCAAGUUUUUUUUUUUUUGGUGCAGUUUUUAUGCACUUUUGUGUUUUUUAUUGACUUUUUUUUUGGCACCUCCCAUUUUGUUCUGUAAAAACGCCUGCUCCCGAUGUUAGCUGAAGAUCUAUGAAAUGCAGGGCACAAAAGCCGCAGGGGGAGGAGAAAAAAAAAAAACGUAGGAUUUUUUUGUAGCAAAAAAAUAAAUAAAUAAAAAAUGUAUGUGUGCGUGUAUACAUUAGGAACCGUUCGUUAAUUUCUCAUGUGCAUCUGGAACACCUGAUCUUAGCACUUCAACAUACUGAACAGUUGUCAGGUGAAAUUUAGGGAAUAUUUGCUUUUAUUUUACUGAUGUAAUCUUUAAAUAUUUUAUGUGAAAUUUUGUGCAAUAAACCUUUGACUAUAAAUUGUU